CUUCCACAUAAAGAGAAUGCUCACAAACAAACCGAAAAAAGAUGGUAAGAUAAUCAAUAAUAGGUAUAAUAAACGCAAUUAUUUUGUCCUUUUAUUGCCGGUAGGUAAGAUAUAAACAUUAUAAGGCGUAUAGAACGACUAAAGAAAUAAUUGGUUUUCUUGACUUUAUAGUUAUUAAAAAAUACUUUCAUAAACCUGCGAGAGUCGUAAAACAAAUUAAAUUCUUUAUUUAUGACCUCCCAAUCUCUAGGGCGAUGGAUAAAUCGAGCUAAGUAAUAAAAUAGCAGUAAAAGAAAUGAUUCACAUCAUAUUUAUAAUAGAAGCUUGCUUGGACACAAUGAAUUAGUUUUAAUACUUUUAUAAUAUGAAGGUUUCAAUUAUUAUUAUCGCUGUGGUUGUCAUCACUACACAAUCUACAUAUAUAGGAUCCGCGCCAUAUAAGCCAAAAAUACAAAUAUAUGAAAUCCACGAAAAUCCCACAUGGAAAGAUAAUUCCAAUCCAAAACCCAAAACCAGAAUUAUUCCAUCGACGCUUUUACCAGGAAUAGAUCUAGAUAACAUUGACAAACCAAAGAUUUUAAUCUUCCCAAUACAUAAAAAUCUAAACCAAAUACCUGAUGUAUUCAAGGAACUUAUUAGAAAAAAUAUUAAAGAUAAAAGUGAAGCGAGUGAUACAACAAAUAGUCUUGAAGUUAGGAAGAUGAUCCUGAAUAAGUAUGAAGGUGAUACUAGUGAUAGUGACGAUGAUAAUGAUUCUGAAAGAUAUAAAGAUAAAUAUAAAUUUAAUAGUGAUACCAGUGAUGGUGCUGAUGAUGGUGAUGGUGAUGAUGAUGAUAUUGGUGAUGAUGAUGGUGAUGGAAAUACUAGUGAAGAUUCAAACAAAGAUUUUGUAGAUGAAACACGUUCGAGAUCAAGAUUGAGGAAAGGAAAGAAAGAAAAUCUUCAUACGGCACAGAUGAGUAAUAAUGUGGUAUUUUUUGUCUGAUAAAAUUUGUAUUUAUUUGCAAAUUUCAAUAAACUCACUGAGACAGGAAAUUAGAAAAACUUAA
This is a messenger RNA of Cydia pomonella (codling moth), 1049 nucleotides long. RefSeq lists its product as uncharacterized. The transcript is spliced from 2 exons. Bases 365 to 985 code for a protein of 206 amino acids. The record is from RefSeq and is a predicted model, not a curated record. NCBI's taxonomy places the organism in Eukaryota, Metazoa, Arthropoda, Insecta, Lepidoptera, Tortricidae.